Messenger RNA from Prunus armeniaca (apricot), 306 nucleotides. NCBI's taxonomy places the organism in Eukaryota, Viridiplantae, Streptophyta, Magnoliopsida, Rosales, Rosaceae. The record is from the annotation of a GenBank genome assembly.
AUGUGGGGUGGAAAAUGUGCCUGCCUUGUGUCACGGGAUGACUUUUUCAGAGUCUUCCUUCCGUGUGGCAUUAGACUUGAUUGCCUCUCAAACAAGCUACGUCAGCCUCCUUACUACAAAACAAGAUCAAACCAAGCAAGAACAAUCACAAGAGCAGGAACGCUAAAGAACAAACAAGAGAGUUUGGGAGAAUAUGUGCUUGUAUUGCUACUCAAAUGCUUUACAAGUUGUGAGGUGAGGAUACACAAUGAGACAUCCUCCUUAUAUAAUAUUCCUAUCCCACCUACCACCACAAUAGAUGACUAA